AUGGAAGGCUAUCUUCAACCAUCUGAUAGGUCUUUGAGUGACAGCGUCUCAACCCUGGAUCUGGGUCCACCCUUGAUCGCAUUCGACCUAUCAUCGGACCAUGGUGACUCUUCUGCACUCAACACAGAUAUCGAAAUGGGCCCUUCUCCGGUCGAUAGUCCUAUCACACAGGCUUGGGGCGAUUCAGACUGGGAUCCGAUGCAAGAACCUUCAGAACCGAUGAAGCUGACUUUGACUCUCUCUUUGAUUCAGAGUCAGACCCUCUACCCAAUAUCAACAUUGAAUCCGAAUCAGAACCAGCAUCGCCUCCUAAAGGUAGCAUUGUGGUUGACGACCUCCUUGAAAAUCAUUAUCAAGCUGUCGAGUGGGAGCCCGGGUGGCCCUUGUAUUUUUGGGAUCCGUUUGUUGACGUUCAAUGGGAAGUGA
This is a messenger RNA of Clonostachys byssicola, 426 nucleotides long. The record is from the annotation of a GenBank genome assembly. Lineage: Eukaryota; Fungi; Ascomycota; Sordariomycetes; Hypocreales; Bionectriaceae.